Messenger RNA from Cylicocyclus nassatus, 1659 nucleotides. NCBI's taxonomy places the organism in Eukaryota, Metazoa, Nematoda, Chromadorea, Rhabditida, Strongylidae. The record is from the annotation of a GenBank genome assembly.
AGGUAAUAUCGCACUUCUUUUUGGCAUCAUUCCAUUCAUCAGAGCAGUAUGAGGUUGCACGCGGAAAGUUUUCGCCAGCAAUACGAAGAGAAGGAAAGGGCAGAAUCGCAAGGGCUAACCAACAAAAUUAGCAAUGGAUCCAUAGGACCAAAGUCAAGCAAUGGAUCCAUAGGAGCAAAGUCAAUGGACAGGGAAGAUGGAGAUAAAGAUUUUAUGAACGUGCUCGAUCAGAGGAAAUCUCCAUGGCGAUCGCUGUGGAUUUCUAUAGCUAUGCAAUUUAUCGUUGGAAUACAAACUUCUAUUUAUUAUAUGUCCAUGUGGCCUUACUUACAAUUGAUGGAUAAAACAGCAACUGUAGAUUUUUUGGGAUGGGUGAUUGCUGCCUGCAGUUUGGGAUCAUCUGUCGCAAAUCCGCUUUUUGGAUUAUGGAAUCAGAAAACAUUAUCGAUCAAGGCUCCAGUCAUUGUGGGUAUGAUUAUGAUGUUGAUAGGACAGGUAGUGUUUGGUCUCUUACCGUUGUUCAACGCUGGACAAAAAUGGAUCAUGGCCGCUGCUAGGUUGAUGACUGGAUUUGGUGCAGGAACUUUGUCGGUUCUGCGAGCAUACGCAGCCACAGCGUCCACACCGCGCGACCGUCUUACGGCCGUGUCGUUUGGUACCGCUGGGUACGUUCUAGGUCUUUCCUUUGGGCCGGCUAUACAGGCAGCGUUUACCCCGGUGGGAGAGCGCGGCUUACAUGCUGGUCGUUUAGUCUUCAAUAUGUACACAAUGCCUGCUUUCUUUAUGGUUAUUCUAUCGAUUAUCUGCUGUUUUAUCGUUCAAUGUCUCUUCAAAGAAGAAUACGCAGGCAUCAUUAAGGAAGAAGACAAACAGGAUGAUCCAAAUUUGGUCAUUCCACAUUUCGACUGGAUUCCAGCUCUCAUCUGCAUUUACCUCUGGGUCGUCUCGUGCAUGGUGGCAACACAAAUCGAAGUACUCUCAACGCCAUGGUCUCAAGCCAUGUACGCCUGGAAAGAUUCGAAGGCUGUUUUGCUCAAUGGAAUCUUUCAAACGUUGUCAUGCCUCGUCUCGUCAGGAAACAGCUUCCUCAUAGGAUGGACUCGUAUAGGCCAUAUAGAAAAACGAGUCCAGAUCCUAUUCGGCGUCACAAUGUUUCUAUUAUUCCACAUCCUCAACUACCCCUGGCCUUUCUACCCUGGACCUUUGGAAUACAUACCCAAAGGGAAAAAUUCAACAGAAGUAGGAGGAUGUCUGGAGUCAUAUAAAUGGUGCGAGUCGACAGUGCGGGUUCCACUUCCUAUUUAUGUCAUAUGCUUUGUCUUCUUCUUUGGUGUAUCGUUCCCUUUCACUGGAUCACCUUCAGCAACGCUUUACUCUCAGAUUCUUGGACCUCGUAAGCAAGGACUAAUGCAAGGCCUUCACUCUUUUGGUGGGAGUUUCGCUCAGUUCGUCGCCCCAAUUUACGCAACGUGGUUAUUCCAGAAGUCCGGAUAUCAGUUCGUAAUGGUAACACAAAUCUGCACUUUGGGCUUAGCUCUCAUUCUUACCAUCGUCUUCUACAGACGAUUGGUGCCACUGAAAAUGAAGCAAGUCGAAAAACUAGAUACAAUACCAGAAGACGCAGAAAGCGCACGUCACGCGUAUGUUUACAUAGAGUAG